Molecule: messenger RNA, 576 nt
Organism: Sitophilus oryzae (rice weevil)
Lineage: Eukaryota; Metazoa; Arthropoda; Insecta; Coleoptera; Curculionidae
Exons: 1
Coding region: 1-576 (191 amino acids)
Source: RefSeq, a predicted model, not a curated record
AUGGCUCAACAAAAGCAGUUUAAUGAAGAAAUUCGUAGGCUAAAAGAGGAAAAUCAAUUUUUGAAAAAGGAAAAUACAGAAAUUAGAAAGGAAAAUUCUGAAGUGCGUGAUGAAUUGCGGAAUAUGAAAAGAGUAAUGGAAAUAUUAGAAAAAGAGAGUAAAAAAAAUAAUGUAGUAAUAAAUGGAUUAAAAAUGACCACAAAUGAACCACUGGUCUUAAAAGAACAUAUUAAAGAUUUUAUAAAAGAAAACUUAAAUAUUGAUACUACUCCAAAAUCAGUUACAAAAAUAGGUGAAAAAACAUGUGUUAUUAGUCUUGAAAACGAGAAAGAGAAAAAUGAUAUUAUGGCUAAUAAAUCUAAAUUAAGAUAUAUGAGUGAAGAUCGUAUAUUUAUUAGUGAAGACAUGACAUUUAAAGAAAGGGAAAAGCAAAAGAAAAUGAGACUGGUUGCCAAAACAGAAAAAGAAAAGGGAAAUACCGUAAAAAUAGGGUAUAAUAAAAUUAUUAUCAAUGGAGAAGAGUGGAGGUGGAAUAAAAUAACUGAAAGUAUAGUGAAACAAACGUCAAAAAACUAA